AUGGAGUCACGCGCUACAGAACUGCCUUCCGUCUGGGCCGUUGCAUUCGGCGCUUCCGUCGUCGCAGGCAUCGCAGGUUACUUCCUGGGCACUGCAUCGUCUAUCGGUGUGUUUGGCAGCAAUCCCCAGCAGCGCGUCGUCAGCGGCACCAGUGCUCAGCACGAAAAGGAACACAAUGGCAGCGAGAACGACGACGACAACGCAUCUGAGUCCGAUUUGGAGGACUCCGAAGAUGAUCAGGAGGUCAAUGGGUUCGAGGAUUCAACUGAGGAAUGCAAGCUCGUCCUCGUUGUUCGCACUGAUCUAGGCAUGACCAAGGGUACGUAUCACAUUUUCGCUGCUAUCAAUCAACAUCACACGCUCUCUGUUUCCCCUCACUCUUUUUCAAUCGAUGAUAUGCACGCUGUGUAUCUUCAGCCGCCCGCAUCUCAUGGUUUCAAUGCCCCGAAAGAGAAAACGAAUGCAUACCAUGAUGACCAUUGUCUGACAAAUUGUUUAUCUUUGGCUGCGAAANCAGGCAAGAUAGCAGCCCAAUGUUCACAUGCCACCCUUGCAUGCUACAAAACACUUUUGCGCCAGAACUCGCCAAUCCUCAAGCGCUGGGAAGGUUACGGUCAGGCAAAAGUCGCCGUGCAGGUCAAGAGCGAGGAAGACUUGUUGAUCCUUCAAGCUCAGGCUAUCAGCUUGGGUAUCUGCGGACAGAUCAUCCAUGAUGCCGGUCGUACUCAGAUUGCCAGUGGUAGUGCAACAGUACUCGGAGUUGGUCCUGCUCCCAAGUCCAUGGUUGACCAAGUCACUGGACAUCUCAAGCUUUUGUAA
Messenger RNA from Aureobasidium musti, 819 nucleotides. NCBI's taxonomy places the organism in Eukaryota, Fungi, Ascomycota, Dothideomycetes, Dothideales, Saccotheciaceae. The record is from the annotation of a GenBank genome assembly.